AUGUUGGCUGGCGCGUGGGUGGUUGAUUGUUCACUACUGUUAGAAUCGAAGAUAAAUCCAAAUACUGCAUAUCAAAAACAGCAGGACACCCUGAUUGUUUGGUCAGAAGCAGAAAACUACGAUUUAGCACUGAGUUUUCAAGAAAAAGCUGGCUGUGAUGAAAUUUGGGAAAAAAUCUGCCAGGUUCAAGGUAAGGAUCCUUCAGUGGAAGUCACCCAGGACCUUAUUGAGUCAGAAGAGGAACACAUAGAAGAAAUGCCUGAAACUAGUCCUUUGAUUGACCUUCCUACUUGUGAACUCAACAAACUUGAAGAGAUUGCUGACCUAGUUACCUCUGUUCUCUCCUCACCCAUCCGUAGAGAAAAGCUAGCGCUGGCCUUGGAGAAUGAAGGCUAUAUUAAAAAACUACUACAGCUUUUCCAAGUCUGUGAGAAUUUAGAGAACACCGAAGGCUUACAUCAUUUGUAUGAAAUUAUUAGAGGAAUUUUGUUCCUCAACAAAGCAACUCUGUUUGAGGUGAUGUUUUCUGAUGAGUGUAUUAUGGAUGUUGUUGGAUGCCUUGAGUAUGAUCCUUCUUUGGCUCAGCCAAAACGGCACAGGGAGUUCUUGACCAAAACAGCAAAAUUUAAGGAGGUUAUUCCUAUAACAGACUCUGAACUCAGGCAAAAAAUCCACCAGACUUACAGGGUACAGUAUAUUCAGGACAUCAUCUUGCCGACACCAUCUGUUUUUGAAGAGAAUUUUCUUUCUACCCUCACUUCCUUUAUUUUCUUCAACAAAGUUGAGAUUGUCAGUAUGUUGCAGGAAGAUGAGAAAUUUUUGUCUGAAGUUUUUGCACAAUUAACAGAUGAAGCUACAGAUGAUGACAAACGAUGUGAAUUGGUUAAUUUUUUCAAGGAAUUCUGCGCGUUUUCUCAAACGUUACAACCUCAGAACAGAGAUGCGUUUUUCAAAACAUUGGCAAAAUUGGGAAUUCUUCCAGCUCUUGAAAUUGUAAUGGGAAUGGAUGAUCUGCAAGUUAGAUCUGCUGCUACAGAUAUAUUUUCUUAUCUAGUAGAAUUUAGUCCAUCCAUGGUCCGAGAAUUUGUAAUGCAAGAGGCCCAGCAGAGUGAUGAUGAUAUCCUCCUCAUCAAUGUGGUCAUUGAGCAGAUGAUCUGCGAUACUGAUCCGGAACUUGGGGGAGCUGUUCAGCUAAUGGGGCUCUUGCGCACUCUGAUAGAUCCAGAGAAUAUGUUGGCCACAGCUAAUAAAACGGAAAAAAGUGAAUUUCUCAAUUUCUUCUACAACCAUUGUAUGCAUGUUCUUACUGCACCGCUUCUGGCUAAUACAUCAGAAGAUAAAUGUGAAAAAGAUGCAGUAGUUGGGUCCACUAAGAGUAACACAAUUUGUCCUGAUAAUUAUCAAACGGCACAACUACUUGCCUUAAUUUUGGAGCUGCUUACUUUUUGUGUGGAACACCACACGUAUCACAUCAAGAAUUACAUUAUGAACAAAGAUUUGCUAAGAAGAGUACUGGUCUUGAUGAAUUCAAAACACACAUUUCUGGCCUUGUGUGCUCUUCGCUUUAUGAGGAGGAUAAUUGGCCUAAAAGAUGAAUUUUAUAACCGUUAUAUCACCAAGGGAAACCUGUUUGAACCAGUUAUAAAUGCUCUGUUGGAUAAUGGAACUAGGUACAACCUGCUCAACUCUGCUGUGAUUGAGCUGUUUGAGUUCAUCAGAGUGGAAGAUAUUAAGUCCCUUAUUGCACAUAUAGUUGAAAACUUUUAUAAUGCACUUGAAUCUAUCGAAUAUGUUCAGACAUUCAAGGGAUUGAAGACAAAAUAUGAGCAAGAAAAAGACCGACAAAACCAGAAACUGAACAGUGUUCCAUCUAUAUUGCGUAGCAAUAGAUUUCGCAGAGAUGCAAGAGCCUUAGAGGAGGAUGAAGAAAUGUGGUUCAAUGAAGAUGAAGAGGAAGAAGGUGAAGCUGUUGUACCUCCAGUUGAGAAGUCAAAACAGGAGGAUGAUUUUCCAGAUAGCUAUGAAAAAUUUAUGGAAACUAAGAAAGCUAAGGAGAGCGAAGACAAAGAGAAUCUUCCAAAAAGGACUUCAGCUGGGGGAUUCAAAUUCACUUUUUCCCACUCAGCCAGCCCAGCCAAUGGUGCAAACGGUGCAAACAGUAAAUCCGUGGCAGCUCAGACGUCACCAGCAAGUUCCAAUGGCUCCUCUUCAAAGAACGCAACCCUGACCACAGCGGUGACAGCCACGAAGGGAAGUCUAGUUGGCCUAGUGGAUUAUCCUGAUGAUGAAGAUGACGAUGAAGAGGAGGAGACAUCUCCAAGGAAAAGACCACGUCUGGGUUCAUAAAUGAAACCAAAAUGUUGGAAUAAGAACUUGUAUUAUGGGGUUUCAAAUGCUGCAACUGUUUUAAGAGCUAAAAAGAAUCCGAUUCAGAAAGCUUUCUCCCAUGAGUAUAUAAAGAUAAUACAAGGAGUAGCAAAAGAAACUCAGUAUAUCAGCUAGAAAGUGUUAGUUCUGUAAACACAAAGCUUCCCAGGAACUUAAUAUCUUUCUAGUAAGUAAGGAGUCUGCCAUUCAGGCUGUCAAAAAAAUAAAAAUUUUAAAAAAAAAAG
Molecule: messenger RNA, 2612 nt
Organism: Charadrius vociferus (killdeer)
Lineage: Eukaryota; Metazoa; Chordata; Aves; Charadriiformes; Charadriidae
Gene: PPP4R3B
Product: SMEK homolog 2, suppressor of mek1 (Dictyostelium)
Exons: 16
Coding region: 1-2346 (781 amino acids)
Biological process (GO): protein dephosphorylation; DNA damage response
Cellular component (GO): nucleoplasm; protein phosphatase 4 complex
Molecular function (GO): protein phosphatase activator activity
Source: RefSeq, a predicted model, not a curated record